Messenger RNA from Hypanus sabinus (Atlantic stingray), 4104 nucleotides. It is a transcript of the gene b4galnt4a, whose product is annotated as beta-1,4-N-acetyl-galactosaminyl transferase 4a. The record is from RefSeq and is a predicted model, not a curated record. Gene Ontology annotation, molecular function: acetylgalactosaminyltransferase activity. The coding region runs from base 59 to 3613 and encodes 1184 amino acids. The transcript is spliced from 20 exons. Gene Ontology annotation, cellular component: Golgi cisterna membrane. NCBI's taxonomy places the organism in Eukaryota, Metazoa, Chordata, Chondrichthyes, Myliobatiformes, Dasyatidae.
UCACUGACAGUGCAAAGGGAGAUGGACUCGCGGCGGCGGCUGCUACCGCACUGAAAGGAUGUGGCGCUUCCCUCUGAAGAAGAUCCGCAAACAGUUCAAACUGCUCCUACUGCUCGUCCUGCUCACAUUCGGCAUCUGGUUCACAUACCUGCACAUCGCGGUACUCAAGAGCGGCAGAGCACUCAAGCUGCACCUUGCCUACGGACGCGAUGCAGAGAAGCUGAAUGAGGCCACAGAUACCGGCAGGAGGGCUGGCUCUAUCCAUGCUGCGUCCGACCAGAGAAAGAUUGACGACUCCAGUGACAGUCAGGAAGAGGAACAGAUGCUAGAUUCGUCGAGCAAAAAUGGUAGACCUUCCCAAGGUGAAGUUCACGGGUACCCAAGAGGAUCCAGACAGACUUUGAACUUGACGCAAGAAUGCUUGCUAUGGAAGCCAGAGUACAAAGGCAAAGUAAAUCUUCAUGUUUUCGAGGACUGGUGUGGAUCUUCAAUUUAUCAGCUGCGGAAGAACAUUCAUUUUCCACUAUAUCCUCAUACACGUACCUCAGUGAAUAAAAUUGCUGUUUCUCCGAAGUGGAAGAAUUAUGGGCUUCGGAUAUUUGGCUAUAUACACCCCUACAAAGAUGGUGAUUUCCAGUUUGCAAUCGCAUCCGAUGAUAAUUCCGAGUUUUGGCUCAGUUCUGAUGAGAGUCCUGCAAAUGCCAGGCUGCUGAUACAUGUGGGCAAGCUGGGUACAGAGUGGGCUGCUCCAGGCGAGUUUACUAAGUUCAGAUCUCAAGUUUCCAAUCCAGUCCAUGUUAUUUCUGCACGAAGAUACUAUUUUGAGGUGCUUCAUAAACAAGAUGAUAGAGGAUCUGAUCAUGUGGAAGUGGGGUGGCGACCAUUCCUUCCUGAAGUGAAGUUUGAAAUUAUCGAUUCACCGCACAUCUCUCUAUACACAGAGGAGUCUUCAUUGAAGAUGAACAGUGUGGAUCACAUCCCACAAACCCUUGCGAGUCAUGGAGGAGGUCGAAAGCUGCUGCACAGGGAGCUACAUGCAGCAGACAUGCUCAAGCCCGAUCCCAGGGACACUUUCUUCCUGACUCCACCAAUAGAUCCAUCACGGGUGAAACACGUUCUCCCAACCUGUCUAUACUUACCAACUUACAUCGUGAAGGACUUUCCAAUUGCCCGUUAUCAAGGACUCCAGUUUGUCUACCUAUCUUUUGUCUACCCGAAUGACUACACCAGGCUCACUCACAUGGAAACGGAAAAUAAAUGCUUCUACCGCGAGAGCCCCUUGUAUUUGGAGAAGUUUGGAUUCUACAAGUACAUGAAGAUGGAUGAGGAGAACAAACCUUUCUUGUUUGAUAACCCAGAGGAUUUCCCUGAAGAAUCAGAAGGAGUUGAUACAGAACCUAUACUAAACAGCAGCAAGAUGACGUGGAACAAGGAGGACCUUAAGGAAAGAGGAAAUACCAGCCUGUUUCAGAGCCAGUUGGUCACAAAGAGGAAGCUCCUGCCACUGUCUGAAGACAACAGGGAUGACUUUGACUACGUGGACAGCCACAAAAGAAAGACCACGACCAAGGACUUACACAUCAUGAAACCACAGCAAAAGGCCUUGCAUCCAAUUCUUCAAGAAAAUGAUAUGUCCCCAUCAGCUAUAGCCGACAACAAUCAGGAAAUGGGCCUCUUUCACAAACCAAAACACAGACGAAGUAGGUCACUAACCUGGGCUAAAUUUAACCCAGAGGAGUCGAAUAAAAAACCAGCCAGCCAAUCCAAACUCAGUAAGAGUAGCUUGUUCAACUUGCAGUCAGAGAUUUCCAUUGCACUCAUCCCCAGUAAAACCAAGCAGUUUUUGAGUAAUACUGCUCACAUAGGCGUCCAUAAAAAGAGACUUGGUGAGCCCAAGAAGCUACAGAAUAAAAUCUAUGUGACUAGACCCCAGCAGAAGAAAAAUACAUUGCUUACAGAAAAACCUAGGGAAUUGUUUCCUGGAGUGUACUUGCACACCAAUGCCAGAAAUAAUGAACUGCAGGACCUGAGCUCGAUAAAGAACUUGACUUCCAUUGCAAAAGGGAAAAAGACAACACUAUACCUCACUAAUAAAAUGUUUUUGUUAAGGAACACAACAUCUCAGGAGCAGGAGGUGCACGAUGCUAAUAAUGAUUCUUUUCAGGUUCCAACAAUUAAAAAGGUGAAGAGGAACUGGAAGGCACUGCAAAGGAAACAGGAACAGAUUAGGGAUGACAUGAACAGACGCAAUGUUACUGCAACACCUCGUGUAUACUUUACGCAUGAGGAAAAUGUGGACAAGGAAGAUUUUACCCUUCCUAUUCACAAAAAGACAAAUGGACUUAAACCAACAUCCUUUGCUCCCGAAAAUUUUUCUGAAGAGACAACCUACUGGAAGGCUGGUGACUUGAGUGAAUCCCAGCAAAUUUAUAAUGAUCAGUUUGAGGCAACCGAUGAAGGACUGUCAGAUUACAGUUAUGAGGAUACUGAGUCUCAGCAGGGCUGGAUGGAGGAAUCCAUAAACUGGCAGCGAACAUUCAGUGUCAGCUCCAUGGAUUUUGAGCUCUUGCGGUCAGACUGGAAUGACCUCAGGUGCAAUGUUUCUGGCAACCUGCAAAUGAGUGAGAGUGAGGUGGUGGAUGUUUUAGCGCAGUACAUGGAGAAGCUGAAUGAAAAAAAUGGCGGGAUUUAUACACUACUGCGGAUCAUUAACGUGGAAAAGCGAAGGGAUUCUGCUCGUGGCAAUAGGUACCUUGUUGAACUGGAGCUGAUGGAGAAAGGAAAGAAGGUGGUCCGAUUGACAGAGUACAUCUACCUCUUGCUGCACAGAAGCAAACAAGAUGAUGGGAUUGAAGUAACAACAGAACUGCAGGAUAAGGAGCCCACUCAGCAGGAUGUCCCAUAUUCCAAACCUCUACUGUGCCAACCAAUUGGUUUACAUAUGAGAUCCAGUGUCAUGGUGCAUUUUGUAGUUCCAGUAAAGAACCAGGCCCGUUGGGUGCAGCAGUUCAUUACAGAUAUGGAAGAUCUCUACAAGACAACAAAAGAUGAAAACUUCAACAUUAUCAUCAUUGAUUUUGACAGUAGUGACAUGGAUGUGGAGGAGGCCUUGAAGAACAGCAGACUUCCUCGGUAUCAAUAUUUGAAACGCACAGGGAGCUUUGAGCGCUCAUCUGGGCUCCAGGCAGGAGCAGAUGCAAUAGAGGACAGCCAUACGAUUCUUUUCCUGUGUGAUCUUCACAUCCAUUUCCCUAUCAGUAUCAUAGACAACAUUAGAAAGCACUGUAUAGAAGGAAAACUGGCAUAUGCCCCCAUUGUGAUGCGACUUGGCUGUGGCAGCUCCCCCAGUGAACCUGAUGGGUACUGGGAAGUGAACGGAUUUGGUCUGUUUGGAAUCUUUAAAAGCGAUUUUGACAAGAUUGGAGGAAUGAACACAGAGGAAUUCCGGGAUCGUUGGGGUGGAGAAGAUUGGGAGCUACUGGACAGAGUUCUUCAGAGUGGCCUUGAGGUGGAACGAUUGCGCCUCAGGAACUUCUACCAUUAUUUUCACUCCAAGCGAGGGAUGUGGGUUUCUCAGGCCAAGAAAACAACAAAUAAACCAAAUGAAGGUUGAAACUUUCUCUAUGCACUUUAAAACAAGAUCAACCAGAGGAUGCAUGCUGCACAGGCAAUCUAACUGAUGACCAAGCCCUGUGUGGGAACAUUUUUUGACAGAACACUUGAUUCAUUCAAAUCACACUUUGUUAUCCAUAUCUUGUUUAUUUCGCUCUCACUGGUGUUUCCAAAAGUUCUGAUAUUUUUUCCAGCUGCUGGUUAGUACAGAAUUACUAAUGAAACUCACAGAAGGCAGGGAAAGAAAAACAAGAGAGUAAAGGACUUCAAGAUUGAACAUUGGAAACUUCUGCAACUGAGACAUUCUGAUCUUUGUUAUCAUCUUGGACAUUCUGACUCCACUCUUUGCCAUAAAAUUUUACAGCUUAUGGACAUUUACAUCACCCAGAUCUGUGGCCCAUUCAAUUGCAGUUGUUUUUUUUUGUCAACACAAGUUUAGUGUGUUCUGUAUUUAACCAGUAAUAAUAGUUCCAGCAGGCUACUCUCAGCUGU